Colletotrichum truncatum is the source of this 2532-nucleotide messenger RNA. Its product is annotated as heterokaryon incompatibility protein. The record is from RefSeq and is a predicted model, not a curated record. NCBI's taxonomy places the organism in Eukaryota, Fungi, Ascomycota, Sordariomycetes, Glomerellales, Glomerellaceae.
AUGUCUGUUGGCACCAUAAUCGCAGGUGGAAUUGAGCCUCAUGCCCAAAUGGCCAUGUCAACCUUCAAGUAUCGCGACAUACUGCAGGAUGAUGAGAUCCGGCUUCUUCGACUUUUACCUGGAGAUUGGCUGGAUGACCUUGAGGCACAGUUGCACUUGGCCGAUCAGACAUGGCGGUAUAUUGCCUUGUCAUAUGCUUGGGGCAGUACUAAAAGAUCGAAUCAAAUCAUUGUCAACGGCGAAGUUAAACACAUAACCUUUAAUCUGGACAGGGCCUUGCGUGCGAUUCGUCAAAAGACGAAGCCCGUUGUAAUAUGGAUCGAUUCUAUAUGCAUCAACCAAAAUGAUGCUGUCGAAAAGGGUCACCAAGUUGGACUCAUGCAUGACAUUUUCAGCUCAGCUAUUGAAGUUGUUGCAUGUGUGGGCGAUGGCUUGGACCGCAGUCUCAAAGACUACACUCGUCGUUUUGAAAAGUUGGGCAAAUUAUCUCCAAUUACCUUUGCUGGAGAUCAGAGCGACAUACCUCUAAUCGAAAGAUCCAUUGACCUGUGGAAGCGCUCACCACCGGGAUCGUUGUCAGAGCAAGACGAGAUCAUUUGCCUUUACAGCCUCAUUUCCGCAGCGUUACACGAGAGUUUUUUCAACACCAAAAAGCCUCAACAAGAGGGAGAAGAGACAUACUCUGCGAAUCAGUGGUUCCCGAAAAGGGAGAGUCCGGCUGAUGAACACCGACUGCAGCAAAUUUCCGAGAGGAUGAGGGUAUUUGCAGUCAGUGACUGGUGGAAUCGCAUGUGGGUUGUGCAGGAAGCUUGUGUCGCCAAAAAACUGACCAUUCUAUAUGGCCGUGCUUCUAUUCCCUUCAGGGUAAUCGUACAAGGGGCUCGCGAAUUCCUAGACUCGUCCUCUCCGAAGCCCUUUGAGUUCAUGAAGGUGGUAUCCUAUAUGGCAGAGAAAGCAGACGCGAUUGAUUUCUUCCGGUUUCGAGGCUCUUUCCGCACAUCCUCCGUUGCAACCAACAGCUCUCUUUUGUGGCUCCUGAGGAACUUCCGCGACAGAAGGUCAUCCGAACCACGAGAUAAGAUAUACGCACUCCUUCGUCUUGCAAAGGAUCUCAAAAGAGAGACACUAUUCAGCCAUGUUGACUUGAACAUUGAUACAGACUACGAAAUUAGCGUAAGCAAUCUGUUCUCACAAGUGGCUUACGAGAUCUUCAAACAAACCGGCCUCAUGUGGGUGACAACGUCCGACUUGCUUGCCAAAUCAAGAAAAGACAUUCCUUCUUGGGUCCCUGAUUGGUCGUCGGAUAACCCUAUACCUGGCUUCAGUCAGCAACGUGUACGCUUUCACGGGGAACUAUUUCAAGUUUUCAACACCAGUGGUGCCAUGUUCCGGCAUUUCCAUGCCGUUGAUGGUGUCAUCAAAGAAGACGUUGUCUCACCCCAACAGCACUACGAGCGUUUGGCUAAUGGAGAGGUUGAUGUUGACCUAAGGUGGGAAACAACGCACCGCCUACCAGUCCUUUCCAUUUAUGCCACAAGCACAGGCACUUCUGUAAUGGAGGUAGAUAUCGAAGAACAACUACGCCUCGCCUUAAACCUCAAUGGGAUUUCUUGCGGGUUGAUAGAGGACAUCAGCGACCCAAUCAUGAGUGACCUGUCCAAUCUACCAGAAGUCAUACUCCAAACCAUCUCAAAGUGCUGGCAGCUCGUUCAAGGGGGGGAAUUAUUACACCGCAAGCCCCUAAUGGAGAUUCUGGCGUGCGCUCUCUGCUCUUCAAUACGAACUGAGAGCGGACCCGAUGGUUACAAAGCUCCUAGUAUUCUUAGCACAGAUCAAAUGAGACAAGCCUCAUAUUGGGCGUUGAGGCAUGCUAUGGAACACCUGCCGAAUACACGUUACUACGACCCCAGGCUUAUCAAUUUGUUUGAAGCUGACUUUGAAGACAACCUUAUUUCUUGGAUAGCAGCGCUCAAAGAAGACACAGAACUGAGCAUUUACAUCAAAAUAAUAAGAGAUCAUACGUUCUGGGACCUGAGGUCAAAAGAGAAAUUGGCGAUGUGGUGCUGUAGUCAUCCCGCGGCUGAUGACAGCACAUAUUCUGCGCAAGGAGGAGUUCGACUUUUCACUUUUACCCGAGACUUUAGUCCAAGAGGUGAAUUCGAUUCAGAUCAUUCCGUGAGACUUUGGUCUGAAGAUAAACGAUGGAUUGAAGAUACCAUCAGAGCCGUGGCGGGCGGCUGUCGCCUGUUUGUGACCUCGAGAGGACUUGUUGGCUUGGGUCCGGAAGCCAUGCGCGCGGGCGACGAAGUAUGCAUCCUGGAAGGCGGCUUGAUGCCAUACAUACUGCGGAAAAGACUGAAAAAACGGAUCAUGGCAAUGGUAGGAACUUGUUACGUUGAAGGAAUCAUGCACCGGGGGCAAGGAGAUAGCGUCCGUGGAAGCAACUCGGAAUACAUAGGUUCAAGGGAUAUGCUACAACAGCAACUGCGACAGGCUUGGAGUAGUCAUAGGGAGGAAUUUAUUCUUUAUUGA